Messenger RNA from Pipistrellus kuhlii (Kuhl's pipistrelle), 1395 nucleotides. Its product is annotated as tripartite motif-containing protein 60-like. The transcript has a single exon. The coding region runs from base 1 to 1347 and encodes 448 amino acids. Lineage: Eukaryota; Metazoa; Chordata; Mammalia; Chiroptera; Vespertilionidae. The record is from RefSeq and is a predicted model, not a curated record. Gene Ontology annotation, molecular function: zinc ion binding; protein binding.
AUGGCCUUUGACGCUUCCCUGGCCAAACUCCAAGCAGAAGCCAGCUGCCCCCUCUGCCUGGAUCACCUGAGAGACCCAGUGACAAUUGACUGUGGGCACAACUUCUGUUCCUCCUGCAUCCACCAGCGCUGGGAAGGUCUACGGGGCACCUUUCCUUGUCCUGUCUGCCUCCACCACUGCCCUGACAGGAGCUUGAAGAGGAACCCCCAAAUAUGUCACAUGACUGAGAUUGUUCAGCAGAUCUCCACCUCAGGGAGCCAGAGGAAACUGCAGGAAGAAAUACCCCUGUGUGGGAAGCACAAUGAGGCUCUGACCCUGUUCUGUGAGGAAAACAUGGAGCUGUUGUGUUCCCGGUGCAGGGUCUCCUCCGACCACCAGGAUCAGCACCUGAUCCCCAUUGAGGAAGCUGCAGCUAGUCACAGGUGGGUGCUCAAAGAGUAUAUGGCAGACUUCACUAAUCACCUUGAAAAUAUUGAAAAGGUAUAUAAAGUCCAAUUUGAAAAUACUCCAUUGGUAAGGAUCAGAGAAUGGAGGGAUAAACUGUACAAUGAAUUUAGAGAACUUAAAUCUUUCUUGGAAAUAGAGAAGAGUGAACUUGAUAACGCUCUACUUACGGAAGAGAAUGAUGUUGAAGGAAAACUAGUUAAAAAUAGAAGGCAAAUUUCAUACCACAUGUUCAGGCUAAACACUCUGUUAACUGAAAUAGAAGAGAAGUGUUUGCAGACAGACCGGGUCUUACUCACGGGUAUUGAAAGGAUCCACAACAGCUAUGGAAACCUAGAGACGCCUGCAGUCUUUUCAUAUGAAUUAAAGGAGGUGAUUUUCACUCUCCCCCCACAUUAUGUGGGCCUGCAUAAAAUGACCCGCACGUUUCAGGUAGAUUUGACACUGGAUCCUGAAACAGCCCAUCCAAGUCUCUUUAUCUCAAGUGAUAGAAAAAGUGUGACAUAUAGGGGACUAGAUGGUCAUUCCAAUCCCCAGACACUUUCUUAUGCAGAUGUCCUGAGUUCUGAGGGAUUUGAUGCUGGCAGGCAUUUUUGGAUGGUAAACAUAGAAGGUAGAGGUUUAUAUUACUUAGGUUUGUGUAAAGCAUCUUUCCCCAGAAAUACUCUCAUAUCAGCAUCCCCAAGCAACGGAUGCUGGCAACAUCAGCUCUGGAAUCAUACUGAAGAACGGAAAAUUGGCAUUUUUCUGGACUAUGAGUUGGGAGAGGUUUCAUUUUAUAAUUUGAAUAAUAGGUCAUACAUGUAUGUAAUCACUGAUACAUUUACAGAGAAACUUAUGCCUUGUUUCUCCAUUGCAUUGGCUUCAGAAUCUCUUACAAUCAGCAUCAUCAGAGUGAAGUGAUAAACAAUUAGGAAGAAAUUUUGUAUGUGCUUAUUUUCUUCCCUUGUU